UUAUGCAACAGCAAAGCACAAUGAUUGUUUGACAGAUUUUUAAAUUUUGGCGGUAAUGUCAACUGAAUUUUAAAAGUUGAUAAACGCAACUAACAAUAAUGUUUGGUGAUAAUUGCGGCGAUGAUAUUCAAAACGUUGUUUUAGAUAUUGAAGAAGAUGUAUGCAGAAACCAACAAGCUUUGGGUAAUGAAGACGAAAUAUUACACUCCAAUGAAAUUGAAGACCUCAUCAGUAACAUUAAUGUUAAUAUUAGUGAUUUAGACACAUUAUCUGGAACAUUAUCAGCCUCAGAUUUUUUAAAUGAUUUGGAAACUCAAAGUUCUCACAGCAGUUCACUGAUAAAUGUUGAAUCGGACGAAAUUGAGGAAGAUAUCGAAAGCAAAAAUAAAAGGGAAAUUGCAGUAGAUAAUUUAGCUGAAGUGUUGGAAAAUCUGCAAAUAUCCUCUCAGGAGCCCUGGCCCAAGGACGUCAAAUUCUUCCAACCCUACGAAAUCGAGCAGAUUUUACUACCCGACAAUGCCAACUGCUUGGCAGUACAAGCUUUUCUCAAAAUGUGCAAUUUGGAUUUUCAAGUCGAACCACGAGCAAACGCUGAAGCGAUGUCUCCAUCUGGAAAAGUCCCGUUUAUUAAAGCGGGGGCUUUUGUGGUGUCCGAACUCGAACCUAUCGUGCAGUUUGUUAACAAUAAAGGAAUUUCGUUGACUGACAAAUUAGAUCCUGAAAUGAAAUCAGACAUGAGAGCCUACAUGAGUUUGGUACACAACGUUAUGGAAGUUGCUGAAUUGUAUAUAUGCUGGUGCGACAAAGAGACUUAUAAUGAAGUCACUAGUGUGAGAUAUGGCUCCAUUUAUCCAUGGCCAUUGAAUCAUAUUCAAAAUAGAGUGAAGAGGGCUCAGGUGAUAAAAAAAUUGAAGGUUUUGGGGUGGUAUCAAAAAUCCAUAUCGGAAGUUUUUCAAGAGGUUGAGAAUUGUUGUCAGGCUCUUACAGACAGACUUGAGGACAAAGAUUUUUUCUUUGGUGACAAACCAACUGAACUUGACGCUUUAGUAUUUGGCCACCUUUUUACAAUUUUGACGACUCCCUUGCCAAAUAGCCAUAUUGCCAACAUUGUGAGGAAUUAUCCAAUUCUUAUUAACCUGAUCCAAAGGAUUGAGAGAGACUACUUUAAAAGAGAGACAAAACACUAGUCAUACAAAUAAAACACAGUUUAUUAUUUUUAUAUUUAUUUACUGUUAAAUUCAGAUAAAUGUAGUUAUCGAGAUAUUAAAGCACCUUUCAGUUAAUAA
Tribolium madens (black flour beetle) is the source of this 1286-nucleotide messenger RNA. RefSeq names its product metaxin-2-like. Gene Ontology annotation, cellular component: SAM complex. The record is from RefSeq and is a predicted model, not a curated record. NCBI's taxonomy places the organism in Eukaryota, Metazoa, Arthropoda, Insecta, Coleoptera, Tenebrionidae. The transcript is spliced from 6 exons. The coding region runs from base 99 to 1187 and encodes 362 amino acids. Gene Ontology annotation, biological process: mitochondrion organization.